UUGUAUAAUUUGCGAAGAGUGGUUGCAAAAAUUUUAAGUUAGAGAAUGUGUAUUAAAUAACUAAAUGAAUUGUUUAAAAAUAUUUUAAAAAAUAAUUUCAUUCAAAACAAGUGGUCAUAAAGAAGUUAAUUAUAAUUAAAAAACUUAAUUUUAAAAAUAUCUGCUAAGGUAACGUACAAAAGCUUGCCAUAUAUUCAAAAAGAAGAAAUAAAAGAAGCCAUACCACCUCUUGGCCUCCGAAUUGAAUUUCGGGAGAAGCUCUUUAAAUGGAAAAAACAGCAGUUCGAAAUUGAUGACGAAACGAUUUCAGUCGAUUCGAAGGUCGACAAUUGGAUGUCUGAUGAAGGUUUCAGUGGCAAAAGAGUUUUAAAUAAGUGUUUGAUAGAUAUUUUAAAAGAAACGGCAGGCGGAAGGGCGAUAUUAGAAUACAGAACGAAAAAGCUAACUAUCGAUCAAAGGGAUUUCCUUAUAAAAAUAAUAGUUGAAGAAGUUAUGUGCAGCCAGAUUAUAAUAAGAGUUCCAGAUUUUCCGUUAUUGGUAAAUGAAAUAGUCUCGAUAUUUCCAUCAGAAAAAGAAGUUCAGGGUUAUUAUUUUAUUUCAAGAGGCUGUAAAGGCAGUCCAAGUGGAAAGUUAUACUUUAAGUAUAAAAACUGUCGCCGUAAACGUGGAAUAUUUGAUUCCUCUGUGUCCAGUCAAGACGAAGCAGAAAACACAUCAGAGCAUAUAGAUGAAGAGAUAGAUGAAUCUGUUGCUACAGCUUUUAAAACAUCUUUAAAUAGAGAUUCAUCAGAUUGGGCAGAUGUUUGUGAGAAAUGGAAAAGAACAUAUAAAAUACGUCGCCGGGAAUUACAGAAUCUAAAUAACAUCGAUUUUCUACAAUCAUGGCCCAAACUAUGCCAUGCGAAAGCUUCCGAUUUGAUAAACAUUGAUUUCGAUUUUUUGUACUCUGGAAAAAAAUUAAUGCUUUUUUCCAAAUGGGAAGAGUUUAAAAAUAAAAUGUUUGGAUAUUAUGAAAAACACAUAGUUAAUGAAGUGUCGAAACAACUAGUGACAAAGGCGAAAGAAAGUGAAAAUAUAGAUUAUCAAGAUUUUAUAAUUACAAUAUUAUUGAAUUCAAUAUUUCAAUCUUCCGCCCGUUUUAAAAAUAACGACGGGAAAAAAACGAAAAAGGUCACCAUAUCAGACUCGGAGGAAAGUUUUGUCCUCCAACUACCAACACUCAAUGAUUAUAAAAGGAGAGUGGAGGAUAUAAUAAAUAAAUAUUAUUCAGCCGGUUUGACAGUCCAGCCGUUUUUAAUUGUGGAAGGUAAUGGAACUGAUAUAAAAGGAUUUUAUAUAUAUUUUGACAAAAAUUUACUUAAAUUUGAUUCUUUUAUUCAAAGUCUCGAUGUUUGUUUUAAAAUAUUUCAAGUACUUUCAUUAAAAUACCCAAUAGCAUGUGAACAAUCUUGGUUGUUUAUUCAAAAAUACUUUUUUGAAAUUAAUACCAAAUUUGAUUCUUAUUCAUCUAAUAUUUUUUCGGUUAUAAAUUAUUUAAACAAUUGAGAUAUACAAUAUGUAUAUCUGUUUCAAAUGUAAAAAAACAAUUCAGACACCAACACUAUUAAUUAUACACCUUAAAUCAAUUCAUUUGUUAACUCGUCAAUCUUUAAAAAUUAUUUGUAUGCAAAAUUUUUGUAAACAAACUUUUACCAACUUUUCCUAUUUUCGUAUUCAUUUAGAAAAUGUCCACAAAAAUGAUUGUUUACAAAACAAUCCUAUAUCUUUUAAAUCAAGUCAUUUUAACGAUUCUUUUGGCAUGCCAAAAACACAAUCUGCUCCUACUUCUGUUAAAAUUAAGCAAAAUCUUCCAUUCAAUCUGCAGGAAUUAAAAUUUAAAGCUCUUGAUUUAUCUUUAAGCUUAUAUAAUAAGAAUUCAAUGCCUAGAAAUCAUGUUAUUGAAGUUCAAAACUUAGUAACUUCAUUAGUUUCUUCUAUAGCAGUUACAAUUAGUAGUUUACUUGAAGAAGGUGAAAUUAAAAAUGAUUUAAACACUAUUUUGAAUUUUUGCAAAAGACCUUUUGAAGAUAUAUUAACGGAAUAUAAAAUGAUAAAAUUGUUGAAAAAUUUAAAUUUAUAUGAAGACCCAAAAUUAAUUGUUAUCGACGAAAAAAUCACUGAAAUAAUAUUUCACGGAAAUCCCACUUUAGGACCUAAAACAUAUUUUGUUAUUAUUAUGCCUUUACGAUUUAUGCUUAAAUCGAUUUUCGAAAUACCCAAUCUUCUUAAUGAGACUUUGGAAAAUAUUCGACACAGCUUAUCAGACGAAAAUUUUAGCAGUUUUGCAAACGGAGAAAUUUUUAGAAAAAAAAUGCAACAAUUUCAGUCUGAUAUAGUAAUUCCAUAUAUCUUGUACUUUGAUGAUUUUCAAAUAAACAACCCCCUUGGAAGUCAUACAUACUCCAUUUGCGGUUGCUAUAUACAUUUUCCGUUAAUGCCAAAAUAUCUUCUAUCACAGCUUCAGUUUAUUUUUCCGGCUGCAUUUAUAUCUACAUCUAAUCUUAAAGAAUGUGGCAAUGAACGUUCCUUUAGCUCUCUUGUAGAAGAAUUAAAGCUGUUAGAAUGUGGAAUAGAAAUUACUGUGGGUAAUGAAAUUCGUAAAGUUCAUUUUAUUUUGGGUUUAAUAGUUGGCGAUAAUUUAGCAGUUAACAGCAUUUUAGGCUAUGUUCAAUCUUUCAAUGCAAAAAGAUAUUGCCGCGUUUGUAGACGAGAGAGGUCUGAAAUGCAGUUUGAUGCUUGUGAAAUUAAGGAAAACUUAAGAAGUAGUAUUACUUAUGAAAAUGAUUUAGUUGAAAAUAAUUACAAAGAAACAGGUUUGAAGAAUUCCUGCAUAUUUAACACCUUAAAAUACUAUAACGUUUGUGAGAAUUUCUCAUUCGACGUAAUGCAUGACAUAUACGAAGGCGUGUGCAUGUAUGAUGUUUGCAAGGUUUUAUUUGCGUUAAUAAACGACAAUAUAAUAUCAUUGAAUACUAUUAAUAGUAGAAAAGAACUCUUUACGUAUGGAGAAACAGAAAUUGGAAAUACUUCUGGUCCUUUAAGUCUUGAGCGAUUAAAAUCUUGUAAUUUAAGAAUGACAGCCAGUGAAAUAGCUUGUUUUAUUCAUUUUAUACCAUUAAUGAUUGGAGACUUAGUACCUAUUGAUAAUAAACAUUGGCAAAUUUUACUUAUUUUAUUGGACAUAAUUGAUAUGUUGUUUAUGUCAAAAUAUUCUCUAAAUGACUUAGAAAAAUUUAAAUUAUUGGUAAACAAGCAUCAUGAAUUGUACACAACUCUUUUUGGUACAUUAAAACCUAAACACCACUUUCUUGUGCACUACGCAACUGCUAUACAAAAAUGUGGUCCUUUAAAAUAUUUAUGGAGCAUGCGCUUUGAAGCUAAACACAAGGACGCAAAAACCUAUUUUAACAGCAUUACAUCUCGGAGAAAUCCAUCAUAUUCAAUAUCAAUUAAAAAUGGUUUUAAAUUUUCUAAGUUUUUAAUAGAACACAAAACAGGAUUAAAACCAAUUUUUACGUCACGUCCUACAGAUUCUAAAAUUUCGACACAAUAUUUUGAUAUUAUUGACGAAAUACAAGAAAUAUGUUCGGAAGGAUAUGAGUUAUCUGAUGAUUUGACAUUUAAGGGCACACAUUAUAAACCAGCAUAUUAUUUAGGAAUUGACAGAUUUGAACUAGGAGAAUUUGAAUUAUAUAAAAUAAUAUAUAUAAUCAUAAGUAAUAAUAAUGAAAUUUUUUUAAUCUGCAGGAAGGUAACAAUUAAACAUUUUGAUACUCAUUUUAGAGCAUAUGAAAUUGGUUCGAUAAUAAAUAAAACACUGAUUAAAAAUAUAAAUGAAUUUAAUACACCUCCUUUACACUUGUAUCCACUUAAUAAUGGAAAAACCUACAUUAGAAUUAAACGUAUAUUUUAAUAAAAAUAUUUCCUCUUAAUGUAUCAUACUAUUAUUUAAAUAUGUUAUUUACAUAAAAAAUAAAAUACGAAAUAUAUUAAAA
This is a messenger RNA of Lucilia sericata (common green bottle fly), 4034 nucleotides long. RefSeq lists its product as uncharacterized. Lineage: Eukaryota; Metazoa; Arthropoda; Insecta; Diptera; Calliphoridae. Bases 334 to 1545 code for a protein of 403 amino acids. The record is from RefSeq and is a predicted model, not a curated record. The transcript is spliced from 7 exons.